Messenger RNA from Fusarium pseudograminearum CS3096, 708 nucleotides. RefSeq lists its product as uncharacterized. The record is from RefSeq and is a predicted model, not a curated record. NCBI's taxonomy places the organism in Eukaryota, Fungi, Ascomycota, Sordariomycetes, Hypocreales, Nectriaceae. The coding region runs from base 1 to 708 and encodes 235 amino acids. The transcript has a single exon.
AUGGCACCUGUUCAAUUUGGCAUUCUUGUCUAUGACUUCCAAGCACUCGAUGUUAUAGGCCCCAUGGACCUCAUCAACUCGUGCAGCAAGACAUCUAUGCAAAUGAUGUCUCCCUUUAUGAAAAUCGAACAAGAAACAAUUUCCCACGCGCAGGAUUUUGUGAUCCACCACGUCGGCCACAGUCGUGACCCCAUCACGCUCACUUGCGGCUCCCUAACCAUCACGCCCACCACCACCGUGGAAGAAUGCCCUGAGCUGGACAUCCUUCUUUUGGGUGGUCCUGAUCCGUCCACCUUUGAACUGCAUCCCAAGUAUGCAGACUUUAUUCAACGACAUGUGGCAGCUGGGAAGUUACUUUUCACCACCUGUACCGGAGCUGUGGUUGCUGCAUUGGCGGGUGUUCUCGAUGGCAAAAACGCUACCGUCAAUCAUGGUGCCAUUCCGUUUUUGAAGGAAAAGUUUACGAGCGUCAAUUGGACCGACGAGAAGAAAUGGAUUGUUGAUGGGAAUAUCUGGACUUCGGGUGGUGCUAUUGCUGGGAUGGACAUGUUUGCCCAUUGGGUCAAGGAGAACUAUGGGCUAGGUGUACUUAUUCAUGGGUCAUCAGUCUUGGACUACGAGCCUAGAGAUGUCGAUGGCAUUCUCGAUGUCAUUCCGAAGCGAUUUGGGGAGGAUGGCAAGCAGCUUCCCACCCACGUAUUUAAAUAG